Cuculus canorus (common cuckoo) is the source of this 4412-nucleotide messenger RNA. RefSeq names its product ETS transcription factor ELK3 (gene ELK3). Gene Ontology annotation, molecular function: DNA-binding transcription factor activity, RNA polymerase II-specific; sequence-specific DNA binding. Gene Ontology annotation, cellular component: nucleus. Bases 422 to 1645 code for a protein of 407 amino acids. Gene Ontology annotation, biological process: cell differentiation; regulation of transcription by RNA polymerase II. Lineage: Eukaryota; Metazoa; Chordata; Aves; Cuculiformes; Cuculidae. The transcript is spliced from 5 exons. The record is from RefSeq and is a predicted model, not a curated record.
GGAGCUCCCUGCGAGCCCGGGGAAGUCACCGCUGCGCGUUUUUACUAUGUGCGCGUCUUGUGUUCCAGCCAUGCUGCACAUCGGUGGCCAGAGCGAGGGGAGAGGGGAGGAAAAGCCUGUUUACACAGACUGCAAACCGCCUGGGGAAUAAUGCAGGAAAGGAAGUGAGCCGGCUCUCUGUCUGACUGCUCCGACUUCCUGCUCGCUCGCUCUCACGGGCACACACACACACACCGGCCGAGGGAAAAAAGGGGGAAAAAAAAAGGAAGGGGGAGAAGAAAGAAAAAAAAAAAAAAUCAGGAUCUCGUUACAAGAGCAACAGAGCGUUUGCAGAAGACUGUCAGCAUGGAGAACCAGGGGAUUGUUCCCGGCUCUCUCUAAACUACCAGGAGAGAGCGGAGAAGUCCCCCAGCCUCUGGGUAUGGAGAGUGCAAUCACACUGUGGCAGUUCCUUUUGCAGUUGCUGCUAGACCAGAAACAUGAGCACCUGAUUUGCUGGACAUCUAAUGAUGGCGAAUUCAAGCUACUCAAGGCAGAAGAAGUGGCUAAGCUGUGGGGACUCAGAAAAAACAAAACUAAUAUGAAUUAUGACAAGCUGAGCCGAGCGCUCAGAUACUAUUAUGACAAGAACAUCAUCAAGAAAGUGAUUGGACAAAAAUUUGUGUACAAGUUUGUCUCCUUUCCUGAGAUUUUAAAAAUGGAUCCACAUGCUGUGGAAAUCAGCAGAGAGAGCCUUUUGCUGCAGGACAGCGACUGUAAGAUGCCUUCUGAGAGCAGGGAUCAGCACAAGCACAGCUUGUCAGCACUGAAAAGCACAAGCCGUAAUGAAUAUAUCCACUCUGGCCUGUACUCCUCUUUCACUAUCAACUCGCUGCAGAACCAGCCAGACCCUUACAAGCCAAUCAAAACAGAAAAACUGGAGGAGAAGUCAGAAGUAAACACACCAGUGGAAGAAGUUCGGACUGUUAUAAGAUUUGUGACAAACAAAAGAGACAAACAAGUUAUGAGGCCCAUGGUGUCGUUGCCUUCCACUUCCGAAACAGCAGCUGCCUCCGCUUUUCUCAGCUCAUCAGUAUCAGCUAAAAUAUCUUCCUUAAUGCUAUCCAACAGUGCCAGCAUUUCAUCUCCGUCAUCAUCUUCCUCCAGGUCACCAUCUCUGUCUCCCACCUCACCCCUCCCUGCAGAACACAGGAGCCUCUUCCUUGAGUCCAGUUGCCAUGACUCAGAUUCCCUUGAGCCUCUGAACCUCUCCUCAGGCUCCAAGGCCAAAUCUCCAUCUCUUCCGCCAAAGGCUAAGAAGCCCAAAGGCUUGGAAAUCUCCGCCCCACCUAUGGUUCUCUCCAGCACCGAUAUCGGUUCCAUUGCCCUCAACAGCCCUGCACUUCCAUCGGGAUCCCUGACUCCAGCUUUCUUCACUGCACAGACCCCAAAUGGAUUAUUGCUGACCCCAAGCCCACUGCUGUCUAGCAUUCAUUUCUGGAGCAGCCUCAGUCCUGUUGCUCCCCUGAGUCCUGCCAGGCUGCAGGGACCAAACUCUCUGUUCCAGUUUCCAACUCUGCUAAAUGGUCACAUACCAGUGCCACUCCCCAGUCUGGACGGAGCCUCCUCUCCAGUACUGCUUUCUCCAAACGCUCAGAAAUCCUGAUGAUGCCUCAUCACGCUAAGGACUUAGUGGUGGAUUUAACACUUCAUUCCUAUGGGCUCGUUUUCCUGUGUCAUGAGAAGGACAUUGUGAAACCCUCUAUUACUUUGGUUUGCACUUUUCAUUACAUGGAUAAUCUACUUUUAUUACGUUAGCAUUUUUAAACAGUUUUUAUAUAUAAAAGUAUAUAUAAAUCUGUUUUGCAUUAAAUGAAUUAUAAUUUUUUUAUAUCAUAGCUCUCAAGUGUUGAACACUUCUGUUGUCGAUGAAGUACUUUUCAUAAUGGAUUGCAACAAUGUAUCUAAUAAGGAUGUGAAGCUUCUUUUUAAUCCCUUUUUCUGCAUAUUAUGCAUCGUGCUUGUGUAAACUAUAACCGGCUGUGCCUUCUUUUGCAUAAUGUCAUGUAAAUGAUUUAUAUAUUUUCUAGUAUUAAGAUAAGAAGUUGAAAGACAAAACUAGUAUUGAACAGCCCUAUGGUAGUAUUCCAAUAUUUUCUCCACGGGUAGGCCAUAUGAUGCAGUGUAUUCAUGUAACUUUGUAUUAAGUGCUUUCAAAUUGUAUAAAAAUAGCCUUAUAAUUUUUCUUUGCUGAAGUGAAAAACCUAAGCAAGGUUCCAGUCAGGAGAUGCAUUUAGGACUAACAAAGCCACAUUUACGCCCAGGUUCUUCUGUGGAAUUGCAACAGGGAGAAACUGGGCUGUGUAUAUUCAUGAGACAUUUCCAGUAUUUGAGAACACUUCUGUAGAAAAGGAGACGUAGCUCAGAAUUUAUUUGGCGUUUACUUCUUACGAACUGUCAACAUUACAGCUGGAAAGACUGCAGGUAAUCUCUGUCGAUUCCCAGGGAAUGAUUCCCGAUAGAGAAUUUCCAGUUGCUUUGUUCAGUCGUGCCAAGUGCCUUCUACUAUAUUGCUGGAAAGAUUAUUCUAGCUGCUAAAGCUCAGAAGAUUGCAUUUCCCCUUCCCCCAAAGCUGGAAAAGUUACAGGACUGUAAAUUGAUGUCUGGUGCUUGUAAAGAGGCGUACUGUGCAUGUGAGAUGUUUAUGUAUAAACAUCUCAAUUCUAGAUUAAAAAACAGCACUGUGUUACUAUAUACUUGCAACUUGAACUUAACUGGGUAUGUCCUCUACCUGGAGGUGAUGGCUUAGUCAUCUAAACGUCAGGUUAGGAUUAGGCUAGACUCCCUGGCACCACAGAUUCUAAUCUUGGCAGGGCUGAUGCAAAUCUUCGCUUUUCUGAGGUGGCUAAAUUGGGUUGAAUGCUGCUUUACCUUGUAGUUUUUUUUUUAGAUGAAACCUUCAAAAACCAAACCAAAAUCAGAAUCCUGUUUGCUACAGGUCAUUAGAGCUUCUACUUUGCUUUCUGGCCAAGCAGCUGGUCAAAGUCUGUUCUUUUUGAAACUUACGCAGUGAGUUGUCUGCCGAUUUUCUGUUUGGAUGCAUUUCAGUGAUGAUGUGUGUAGUUAAUUGUAAAGUGCUUUUGGAUCCUUCAACCUGAAAGGUGCUAAAUAAACAUUUUAUUAAUGCAGUUCUGAUGUUGAAAAGCCAUUUUUGGGGGUAGAGAUAGUCUGACAAAAGACAGCAGGAAUUUUCCUCAGGCUCCGAGGUUGCACAACUAAAAAUGACUCCUCGGUUUCACUCACUUUAAUUAACGGGAUAAACCCCUGCCAUAUCGAUAUGAAGUACCAGGGCUGAUAAACAGAGCAAUUAGAUGAAAGACGUAAGGAAAAAGAAUGAAACACAUGGGAAGGCAUUCAUUUGAUUCAGCGCUUUAAGACCUCCAAGAGGUACCGCCCCGUGGAGACAAAACCAGAAAAUGAACCUAAUUUGUGAGUGAAGGGAAAAUUUAUACUAAGUAAAACCAGAAUAGGGUGGAAGAAAAGGCAGCACACAAUUGAUAGGACUGAUUAGCCUGGUGGAACUGAAAUCACAAAGGCUCGCAGGUCAAACAUUUCUCUUUCAGUGGAUUCCUCCCAGGUACACGGAAUAUUUUUCAGUGAGUUAGAGAGCCAAUUACUCACACUCAAGAGCCAACUCGUCUCAUUUUUAAGUAAGUAUGAAUGCCUAUUCCAGUGGUGUCUUGCCAUGUACACACUGACACAGCUAAUGGGAGAGCAAGCUUAGAGAUGAAGUGUUCCUCACUGUGAGUUUAAAAAGCAAAGACAGAUACUCGUAAAGUUCGGUAUUUGACUUAGAAGUAUUGAAUACCACACUGCAAAAAACUUAGAAGAGACAGUGUGUGACAGAUUCUUAAAAAGAAAAAGCAUCCAGAUUCUCAUGACUUUGUUUCUUCCAAGAUUUUACUGUUAAUAAGGCAGUUUUUUUUUCUUCUCAAAAGGCUCAACAAACCUCAACACACCCAUCCACACCUCCUCUCCCACCCUGCCCCGUGGGUGACUUUGUUUUUCUAUUAAAGAUAGCAGAAAAUCACAAUUCUGGGGAAAAAAUUCAACAAAUUCCUGUAAAGGGUCUGAGAGAAUCCGGUAAAACUUAAGGGAAGAUACCUAGAAACAAUAAAGAAGUGCUGUUUUCUCUCUGGAAGAAUAAAAAAUAGCAAUAGAAUACAUCUCCUGCUAGUUGACUUUUCAAUUGAAAAAAUAGGUUGUCAAAAUGAAAUCUGCCUUCCACAUUGGUGAUUAUUAUGUGGAAUGAAAAUUCUUGUAACUGGAACAAAUGAAAUCCAACCUCUCCAGCCAAACACCUAUCUAAACCACAAGAUUAUUAAACCUUAUACUUCAAAGAAAAUAUUCUAUUGGUAAUUUUCUGUUGAAUU